CCAUCCAUUUCUCAUCAUGGCUUCAGACCACCAAGCAUCAAAGCAGAAGCCAGCCAGCUCCAAGAUAGUUGUCUUCGAACAGGAGAAUUUCCAGGGGCAUCGCCAUGAACUGAACGCUGCUUGUCCCAAUUUGAAGGAGGCUGAGCUAGAGAAAGUUGGCUCCAUCCUGGUGCAUUCGGGCCCGUGGGUCGGCUAUGAGCAGGGGAGCUGCAAAGGGGAACAAUUUGUCUUUGAGAAAGGAGAAUAUCCCCACUGGGACUCUUGGACCAACAGCCGGAGGAGCGACAGCAUCUCUGCCUUGAGGCCCAUCGAAGUGGACAGCCAGGGGCAUAAGAUCAUCCUCUAUGAGAACCCCAGCUUCACCGGAAAGAAGAUUGAGAUAGUUGAUGAUGACGUGCCCAGUUUCCAUGCUCACGGCUACCAGGAGAAGGUAUCCUCUGUGCACAUCCAGAGUGGCACGUGGGUGGGGCAUCAGUAUCCCGGCUACCGAGGCUACCAAUACCUGUUUGAAAAGGACUACAAGGACAGCGCUGACUUUGGAGCCCAUCAGCCCCAGAUCCGGUCGGUGCGGCGCAUCCGGGAUAUGCAAUGGCACCAGAGAGGGGCUUCCCAUUGUGCCAGCUAA
Messenger RNA from Rhineura floridana, 625 nucleotides. It is a transcript of the gene CRYBB2, whose product is annotated as crystallin beta B2. Gene Ontology annotation, molecular function: structural constituent of eye lens. The record is from RefSeq and is a predicted model, not a curated record. Lineage: Eukaryota; Metazoa; Chordata; Lepidosauria; Squamata; Rhineuridae. Gene Ontology annotation, biological process: lens development in camera-type eye; visual perception.